This is a messenger RNA of Spodoptera exigua (beet armyworm), 1774 nucleotides long. The record is from the annotation of a GenBank genome assembly. NCBI's taxonomy places the organism in Eukaryota, Metazoa, Arthropoda, Insecta, Lepidoptera, Noctuidae.
UAAUGUGGUGUAAAGUAUUGAUACGGAAUAGGAUUAUUACUUUUGCCCUGUUUAUCGGUAUUUAAUAAUGACUAAACUCCCAGCUACUUGUUUAUUUUCAAUCUAGGCUUAUUAGUACUGUGUGGUCAUUAAUUCGAUAAGGUCGCGAAAAGAUGGGCUGGCUGACGUUCCUGUGCAGCUUGGCGAUCUUCGCAACAGCCGUAACUGCGUACAAGAACCCUCACUAUGCGCCUAAUAGGUCAGUGAAUGUCCACCUCUUCGAAUGGAAAUGGGAUGACAUCGCUAAUGAGUGCGAGACAUUCCUUGGACCGAGAGGUUUUGGUGGUAUUCAGAUUUCCCCACCUAACGAGAACGUGGUGCUAUGGAGUUACAACCGUCCCUGGUGGGAGCGCUACCAGCCCAUGUCUUACAAUCUGGUCACUCGUUCCGGCAACGAGGCGCAGUUCGCCAACAUGUUGCGACGUUGUAAUGCUGCAGGCGUCAGGAUCUACGUAGACGCUGUAAUCAACCACAUGACGGGUGAGCCUCGAGAGAACGUUGGGACUGCUGGUAGCACUGCUGUCUUCUCCGAAUGGAACUACCCCGCUGUGCCCUACAACCGACAGCACUUCAACUGGCCACACUGCGUCAUCAACGAUAUCGAUUAUGGCACUGAUGCUUGGAGAGUGCGCAACUGUGAGCUUGUUGGUCUAAAAGACCUGAACCAAGGUGACGAACAUGUGAGGAACAUGAUUGUAAACUUCAUGAACGAACUCAUCGAUUUGGGAGUUGCUGGAUUCAGGAUUGACGCUGCCAAACACAUGUGGCCCAGUGACCUCCGUGUCAUUUACGACCGUCUUCACAACCUGAACACAGCCCACGGCUUCCCAGCCAACGCCCGUCCUUACAUCUACCAAGAAGUUAUUGAUUACGGCAGUGAAGCUAUUAGCAGGGACGAAUACACUCCUAUUGGAGCUGUGACAGAAUUCAAAGUGGGUUUGGAACUGAGUAACGCGUUUAGAGGAAAUAACCAGCUCCGUUGGUUGUCGAGCUGGGGACCUCAAUGGGGAUUGUUGGCUCAUGAAGAUUCUUUGACCUUCAUUGAUAACCAUGACAAUGAGAGAGGUCACGGCGGUGGAGGUGGUGUCCUUACCUACAAACAAUCCCGUCCUUAUAAGGCUGCUAUUGCUUUCCUACUUGCCCAUCCGUAUGGAGAGCCUCAGAUUAUGAGCAGUUUCGAUUUCUGGGACAGCGAAGUUGGUCCUCCAAUGGAUAACAACGGAAACAUCAUUUCGCCUGCCUUCAAUUCUGAUGGAUCCUGUGGUAACGGUUGGAUUUGCCAGCACCGUUGGCGUCAGAUCUACGCAAUGGUGGCGUUCAGGAACGCGGCCGGUAACACUGGCCUCAACGACUGGUGGGAUAACGGAAGCAACCAGAUCGCCUUCUGCCGUGGAGGCAACGCUUUCAUUGCUUUCAACAAUGAUUAUUGGAAUCUUAACCAGAAUCUGCAGACUUGCUUGCCCGCAGGCAGGUAUUGUGACGUGAUAUCAGGUGAGAAGGUGGGCAACUCUUGCCAGGGUAAGACCGUUACUGUGGGCAACGAUGGACGGGCACACAUCACCGUUGGGGCCAACGAUUAUGAUAUGAUGCUGGCCAUUCACGUUGGACCUGAGAGUCGUCUUUAACCAGCUAGUGGAUAGGAACAAAAGAACAAUAAAAAUGAAGUGAAUCCUCAUUUGUCAUCCAAAGUGCCUUACACAAAUUUGUAAAAUAAAUUCAUUAAAAAAUAAAAAUA